Molecule: messenger RNA, 2375 nt
Organism: Zingiber officinale
Lineage: Eukaryota; Viridiplantae; Streptophyta; Magnoliopsida; Zingiberales; Zingiberaceae
Product: cyclin-dependent kinase F-4-like
Exons: 16
Coding region: 982-1764 (260 amino acids)
Biological process (GO): intracellular signal transduction; protein phosphorylation
Cellular component (GO): cytoplasm; nucleus
Molecular function (GO): ATP binding; protein serine/threonine kinase activity
Source: RefSeq, a predicted model, not a curated record
UUUUUCUCUAGAAAUCCACGGGACCGUUUAUGCGAAGCGUGGGGAUAUAUUAGACCGCUUCCUGCCCUCCUAAUUCAUUCCUCGGGCGCUCUGCUCUUUUUCUUUCUCUUCGGUCUUCGAUCACGAGGCGAGGAACGGUCAGCUGCAGGGCUGCCAGGCUACAUGCAGUUUCCUCUUCCGACAUAUACAUUUGAUACAUGGCGCGAAUGUGCUCUUGGUUGAGUUACUUUAAGUUCCAAGCCUUGUUUCUUGAUGGAGUUAUUGAUCGGCGACUUUCUGUUCAUGGUGACUUUAUGCUUUCCUCUUUUGUCAACUGCACCUAGAAGUUAUCCUGGAAUCUACAGUCUCCAGAGGCAGCUAUGCAGUGAAGUUGGUUUACUUUUUACAUCGCCACCUUGUUACAACUCUUGUUUGGAGCCCAUGUGAACGUCCUGCCCCAAAAUAGUAUUGCUGCAAUGGUUUACGCAUCAACUUCAAUUUUGUUACUUCUAUUUUCCAAGUCUAAUAAUAUGGUGUGUUUCACUAGCUCUUCAGCAUCUGGGUUUCUUUGUUUCAGUUCCCUUAUGAUUUGAGUGCCUUUCAUAAAAAAUGGAGUUUAAUAAACAAGAAAUAAAUUGAUUAAUUAUUGCCAUAAGUUUUAGUAAAUUUCUCCAGUGCAGUGAUUCUUUCAGUUCCUACAAAGUUUGUCUUUCACCAAUACUAUAUGGACCAACUUCCUACCUUGAGACAGCAGCUUGGGCUCUUGACAUCAGAAUGACUCUUGUGCCUUCUCAUUUUCAUUCUGUAACUCUUUUCACGCAUAUAUCUUUGGUUGAGAAAUUUGGUCAUAGACAUCCUUCUCUUGACUAGGAAGACAGGGAGUGCAUAAUCAGCCAUGGAAAGGUACAACGUAAUCAAGGAAGUCGGAGAUGGCACUUUUGGUAAUGUUUGGCGAGCCAUAAGCAAACAUAGUGGUGAACUAGUUGCUAUUAAGAAGCUGAAAUGGAAAUAUUAUUCGUGGGAGGAGUGUUUGAAUCUCCAGGAAGUGAAGUCUUUAUGAAGACUAAACCAUCCCAACAUUGUCAAGCUCAAGAGGUUAUUAGAGAGAAUGAUAUAUUAUACCUUGUUUUUGAGUACAUGGAAUGCAAUCUCUAUCAACUUAUGAAAGAAAGGGGUAAAUCCUUUUCAGAGGUUGAAAUUCGGAAUUGGUGCUUUCAGAUCUUCCGAGCGCUGGCUUACAUGCACAAACAGGGUUAUUUUCAUCGUGACCUUAAGCCUGAGAAUUUGCUGGUUACUAAAGACCUUGUGAAGAUAGCAGAUUUUGGCCUUGCUCGUGAAAUCCUUUCUAAGCCACCAUUCACAGGAUAUGUAUCAACACGCUGGUACCGAGCUCCAGAACUUUUGCUUCAUUCUUCUGUUUAUAAUUCUGCAGUUGAUAUGUGGGCAAUAGGAGCUAUCAUGGCUGAACUUUUCACCCUUCAUCCGCUUUUUCCUGGCUCAAAUGAGGCAGAUCAGCUAUGCAAGAUUUGCAGUGUUUUUGGAUCUCCCAAUAGUGACUUAUGGUCUGAAGGGCUACAACUUGCAGCAGCUAUGAACUAUCACUUUCCGCAGUUUCCUGGCGUCCCUGUUUCUGUCCUCAUCCAUUCAGCUACAGCCUUGCUUUUACAUCCCACCAUCACCUCAGUUGAAAUCAGAAGGGGUGCAGAAAACACCUUCAUCAGGUUCUCUCUCUCUCUCUCCCUCUCUUUACUUUUAUAUUUACUUUUUAAUUCCACUAAUUUGUAAUUUUUUGCACUAUUAAGCUGUAAUGAAAAGUGCUUUGGUCUCAAUAAGCGCUAGAGAGCAUUCUGUUGGAGUUUGAUCCAGUACUAGGUUGCCAAAUAACUUGUCAUUAGCUAAUACAAAUGGCUUUUCAAGGACAGAUGCGCAAAGAAAUCUGGAAACGAAUCAUCAGGACUGGCAGAGAGAAAAUUUUUCUGAUAGUGGUAUUAAAACACAUAAACAUCAGUCGAGUUUAAGAGACAUCCAAGGUGUUGCCGAUAGAGAUGCCAAAAGGACUUCAAAUGUAGUAGAGAAAUUGGCUGACUUGAAAUUGAACUGGAACGAUGGCAAGCAGCCACACCUGAAACGGUGAGGCAGUCGCUGCGGAAGGAUGCAGUCUGGCACAGGCAUGCUGGUGUUUUAGGCCAACCGAAGGAGGUUCCUCUCGCACCAACUUACUAUGUUAGAAAAAUUGCUGGCUGAAGCCUCUAUAUCAAUAUUUUUUUAUCUUCCAGCCAUCAUCUUGCCUGCCAAUCAUACCAAGUGUUGUAUUUGCUUAUGUUUCGCAAUAGAUUGGAAAUACAAGAGGCUAGCCGUCUGCUGGCCGACGAUAUAAUACAGUUUGUUGAGGAUGA